Molecule: messenger RNA, 9620 nt
Organism: Pundamilia nyererei
Lineage: Eukaryota; Metazoa; Chordata; Actinopteri; Cichliformes; Cichlidae
Gene: fbxo33
Product: F-box protein 33
Exons: 6
Coding region: 176-1654 (492 amino acids)
Biological process (GO): positive regulation of protein ubiquitination
Molecular function (GO): protein binding
Source: RefSeq, a predicted model, not a curated record
AGUGGUACGUUCCAGUAGUAUUGAAGGCAAAGCUGAAAACGGUUUGUUUUUGCCGAGAGGAAGAAACGUCGCUGCUAUUCGCAGCUGCUACCUCGUCGCUUUAAUAAACGGUUGUGACAUUUCGUUUACGUCUGGUUGGUUUUUCGACAGCAGCUUUUGCCGUUUUUAGCUCGCCAUGGCUCUGUGCGGGGGUGUCGGAGCCAUGGCUUUGCCCAGCGAGCUUAUUGUCCACAUAUUCUCCUUUCUGUCCGACCGAGACAAGCUCCGGGCCUCGGCUGUGUGCUCUCGCUGGAGGGAGUGUUUGUUCUACCCCGCGCUGUGGACCGAGCUCAAACUGCGAAUAGGUGGUGGUGGAUGCUCCAGCUCUGACGAAACCCCGAAGCUUGAGUUCCUUAUGCGAAAGUUUGGCUCUUUUGUGCGAGACUUGCAGCUAGAACUCGCACCGGUGGAAGGAAACCUUAGCCAUCAGAACAGCGACCCGCCGUCCGCCAGAGUGGACCAGCCUCCGGGUCCCGAUAGCGACCCGCAGCACAAGGAGCGAUGGAGGGAUGCCGUGGCCACCUACUUGGACCAGGUGUUAUGUGUGUUCACCAGCAUCCGAAACAAUAGAAAUCUGCAGAAGCUGAGUCUGUAUGGAGACACAUUCAUUCUCCAGCAAGAGGGACUACUAGACAGCUCUCACCUGCAUCUAAUCCACCAGGGGGACAAAAAGAUCAAUGAAAUCCAACAGUUGUUUAUGGAGGUCCUCUCCAACAGCAGGCAGCUGAGGUGGCUGUCUUGUAGCUUCAUGCUGGGCCUGGUGACUUCCUGUUCUUUAUCCUGCCUGUCCAAUCCUUCAGCUGAGACCCUACAGCACCUAAGUUUACUGGACCAUCAGCUAGGGCCCCUCGUCUCCCCAUCUGAGUUGGAUCGCCUCUCUAACCUUCAUUCUCUGGCUCUCGAUUUUACUGACUUUACAUCUGAGCUUUGUGGUUUGCUGGCAUCUCCACGGCGAACUCCACUUCAUCGCCUCUCCCUGCUGCUCAACGGGGCCACCCUGGAGUUUAAAUCAUUAGAAGGGACCGCUACAGAGGAUAACUGGAAGGCACUGGUUCGUGUAAGCGCCAACCUGCGAGUGUACGUCAUGGCCCUGGAGGUCGACAGCUCUGAGCUCCUCAGGGUCCUAAAGCCGAGCCUUCCCCUCGAGCGACUUCACCUCGACAGUUACAGCAUGCCGGUGACCGACGCCACACUGGAGCUCAUCUCCCAGCAGUACAACAAAACGCUGACUCACUUCCUGCUCCUGAGGGAUGGCCCUGACUUCCCUGACCUCAGCAUCAAUCGUAACGAAGACCCUUUGGUCCUCUUGACAUGGAGAUGUACUCAGCUGGCUGUACUCGUGAUACAUGGUUACACUGUGUGGUCCCAUAACUUGGUGGCCAUCUCCCGACUGCGAGGCUCCAGUCUCCGUGUCCUGACCGUCUCCGAGGAGAGCAUCGACUUUGAUCCAGACCAGUCGGUGUGCGUAGAGGGCGACCCAGUCCACAACCUGGUGAAGGAGGUUUCUCUGGGCCUCGGCCGUGUCUGGCAGCCUUGCCUGGAUUCCAGCGUGUUUUUGUCCGAACCCACCCAGCACUUCCAUCAUGAGCUGCGCGCCUUCAGCAUGGGCAUGUAGACGGGGGAUGGCAAACCCAAGACAUCACAGCCUAAACUGUGUCAAGACCAGACCAGACCAGACCAAGACCCAACGAAAACUCUAAAGUGGAGCUUAAGAAUAGUCUAUAAAUUAUGUGAACUGACGUGAGCUGAUUGUUUUUAUUUUUUAAAUUUUUUUUCCAUAAUUAAGUCUGACCAUUUUUCAACGUCGUCUUGCUUUGCUGCUCUUAUUAUCCAGUUGGCCAGUCGCUUGAAAAAUGGAUUCAGCUUCUGAUGUUUUAAAUAUAUGUAUAUUGCAGAUAGGAGUAUUCACUUAAAACUGGAUUGCUAAUUACAAUCUGAAAAGCAUUCGGUUUGAAUAUCACACAGAGAUCUGACAGCUGGCAGGACUUCACAGGUUUUAGUUUGUGGGUCAGCGUGCGGCUUCCAGCGCCCGCUCAGCUCAGUCUGGUCUGGUCUUGCCCACAAGUAUUCAGAGCUCUCUCCUUCACCUUAAUAACCUCUGGAGCAUCUGUGUAAUGUACCUUUUGAUUUGUUUUGUUUUCCUUUGUUUUUUUAAUUUGACUGUUUCCAUCCCUCCUUGCUCUUUGUAUAACCCAGUUGAGGUUUCUUUUUCCUUCUUCCCGCGUGGUGGUUCCCUUGCCUGUAUUGGCUUUGUGUGUAUUUAAAUACAGAUAUAUUAUUAUCCUGCUCACUGCUAGAACAGGACAGGCAGGCGGGUUGAGUGAUGAACUGUAGGGAUUUAAGAAGGGUUGUGUGUUCAGGCACAAGCUAUUAACUUUAGUUCUUUUGUUUCUCUUUUUCUUUUUCUUUUUUUUCUUUUUUUAAUCUUUUUUAACAAACCAUUGCUCUGUGUCCAUCUGUCUGGAGUCUGUAAACUUACUGAUUAGUAACUUCCUGGGUAACACAACCAUAGCUGCUUCUUCUGUUGCUCUGAAAGAGCAUCUCGUGCACUUGUCCACUAGUUCGAGAGCCUUGCCAGCCGGGUGGGAAACGCCACUGUAAAAUGGCUGUGGCUGCUGCUAGUGAGUUUUAAUGUAACAGCCGUGUCAUCACCAUGACUGAUAAUUAUUGAGGGAGGGGCGACUCAAAGCCAAAAUAGUUUAGGGGUUUUGAGAUCCUUACCGAUGGUGUUGAGGAGAAUAUUGUUACAUGCUUGUUGCCAACACACUUUGCACCCUGCUCACUUGUUGACUUUCUAGGGAAACCUCAGCGUUAGCUAAAUGGGGAAGCCCCGUAUUCUGACUCGCUUUCAGGGCCAAACUACAAAAUUCAGCUCAUCACAAAACGACAACUAGAAACUCUUUUUCUACUUUCAGGAUGAAUAUCUCUGCCUUUCUGAUUUCAGAGCCUUCCAGUUGUUUGUAAGAACGCAGAAGGGAUGCAUGACACAAAGUCAAAAAUCAUGACGCUGGAGGGCUCUGAGGUCAAAAACAUCUUCAAGUAGUCCUUCAUAUUUUAUAUUUUUUUUUUUAAAGAAAACGGGGUUUUGUUCCUUAAUGCCAUAUGUAUAUUUGUGAUUUAAGUAAUCUCUUUUGUAACAGCUUCCAAACUCUUGGUGAGGCCAUGUUAGAACAGCAGCAGUAUUCUGCAGGAGCAGCUAUCACACAGGUCAUGGCAGCAGUACUGUUGGUAGGAAGAGCUCUUCUUUCUUUUUGAGGGGGAACAAAUCAUGAUUGAGAGCAAGGAGGGAGGAAUGGGUGCAUUGAAUGUAACUUAAUUCAUUUCUGACGCUGUUGGCCAGCCAUUGAAGGCUUACUCUUGCUGAAUAGCUGAGUUUUAACAUUGUAGGUUUCACUGACAGCCAAGACUGCUUUUUUUUCCCCCCUUCUUCCUCUUCCUCCUCCAAUGCAGCAGCACAGUAAGGUUUCGGGUCAUGUGACGAAAGCUGCUUCUGUCAGUCUCAGGUAGGCUUUUAAUGUCUCUAAGACCAGCAGUGGUGGCAAUGUUGUGUAGCUUGUGUGAAACAAUCAGUUAAUGUGAGUUGAAGUUUUGUUUUUAUUUUAUUUUCUUUGGAUUAUUUUCUCUUGAGUCACAGUUGCCUUUUGAAACAGCCCCUUGUUUUCUGGCUACAGUUGUUGUUGUUAUUGAUGUUGUUGUUUAUCUUGCCAUCCGAUAGACCCUCAGUCGGAGGGGUCAGCAAACCUAAUCAUACAUUUGUUUUCAAAGAUUAUGGUUGAUAAAGACUAAAGAAUGGCACAACCAUGCUGCUUGCUGCACGUGUCUUAUAUCUUCAGUAGAUGUGAGGGACUGAGAGGCUGUGGGGUGGUUCAAAUGAAUCUAUGCUGUCAAUGGGAGACCUGCUGGGCCCAAUUAAUGUUUGAACUGAUGGUCGGUCAUCUGAGGUGAAAUGCUUUGGCACUGUGGGUCUGGCUGAGCUUGUCCUCAUUCAUUCACAAUUGCAUGACUUUGAUUAAGUCAGUGUCUUUACUUGUCUGCUUUCAAGUGAAUGCGAUCACUUUAAUACAUGAAAUGAAUGUUAACAGCUAAAGCGAGGCAUCAUAGACCAAAUGACUCCAGAUAGACCCGAACACCAUCAGUUGAUUACUGGGCUCAGUAUAGCAGUGUGAUCCUACAGUGCUGUGACUGCUCAGUGGCUAUGAGGUCCUAUUGGAGUUUUCUGAGCUGAGUUGAGGUUUUAACAGGAAAAAUGGAAGUUGGGUUAGACUUAAAUGUACCCAACUUUCGUGAGUAAACGAGCCACUGUCAGAAAAGCUGCCCACCCAAAUGGCUUCAGCUCAGGCAUGGAUUUGCAAAGAUCGAGGACAAUGGCACUGCACACUGUAAAGGUCCAUAUCAGGGUCUAUAGUUUACAGUGUUGACCUUAGUGAUUUUAUUCUCUUCCCCAUGGACUGAUAUGGAACCAGUGUGCCAGCACUUUGUUAGUUUCAGAAUGAAUUAAUCGCAGCGACUGGCCCCGGAUACCAAAUGUUUGCUUGUCUGUUUAAGGGGACCUUGGUGGUUUAGCCAUGAUAAUCUCUAUAGUCCUUGGUUCAUAUCUCAGGAUAAAUGCACUUUGGUACCAAGAGUUUCUUUUAAAGGCUGUUUGUGGCUGUAAAUAGCUCUGUACACUCAGAGGGGAAACGUACCAACAUCACACAUUCAGACCAAAACGUGUUGGUUUUUUAAUGUCAUCUUCUUCCACGCUCCUCCUCCUCCUUUCUUCUUUUUAAAAGCCCUUUUAUCUGAGAGAUGUUAGAGCUGUUAGAGCUUCGUAUUGUUCGUAGAUGUCAGACAGGUAAGAGGUGUAAAAAUGACGGCAGUGUUUAGUAGAAUGUAAUGUCACAGUAAAUGGUCACCUCAAAUAAGCAAGUAGAUUUUUUUUUUUUAAGAAGCUGUUCCACUCUCGUUUCAUCAGCACUUUCCUGUCUUCACAAGUCUCUAGAUUUUAUUGGCUUCAUGCUAGAACUUAGAUUUGGCUGUUUAUCUGCCAAAAUUAAAGGAAGGAAUGGUGUUUUUACCAGAGAUUAAGCUCAGAUAAUCAGAAUUACAGUUCAGAUUUGUUAGCUUGCUGAAAUACUUGCGCCACAAAACUAGAAAUGGAAAAAACUCUAUUUUAGUGAAGGCACGUUUAGAGAAAUCCUGGUUUAUCCUUCCAAGGAGACAAGAGGUCAAACAGAAGUGCAACCAGUCCAGCAUUGUGGCCAAUAGCUAAAUAUUGAGCCAUCUUGUGCCUGAAAGCCUCUGAAGUCUCACUGCUUUUCAAACCUUGCCUGUCAGAAAAAUAUUGGCUUUGUUAGGUGUUGUUAUUAUUAGUUCAGUUUUUAAGGGUUAAAAGCUGCAGUGAUGAAGGUUUUAGCAGCCAUCGUGUUUUGAUUCCUCUCGGAUCCUGCCUACAUUUUUCUGCUCAGCUUUUCACUUGUAUGCAGUAGAAAUAUAUAAAUAAGAUGUUUUUGGCUGUGCAGUCCCAUGCGAUGUAUGCAUGCCUGUGUGUAUUUGUAUUUGUAGGGGAGAGAGCGAGGCUUGCUCAUGUUCACCAGUGUAGUCUUAUCACUUCUUCUGCAGCGGGAAACAGGAACAGAAAUCAUUCGUUCUCAGGGUUCAAUCGGUUUUUGGAAAAGGAGGAGGACGAUGGAAACCUCAGGCCUGAAGCUGAAAGAAUAUUAGGAGUCACUGGAUCUGUUCUCCACCCUUGAUGUGUUCUUAGCUGCCAAAGACCACAGAGGAACAAACUUAACCCAGACACAAGUCUAUCUGAAGUGCCCACAAAGACACACACUGACUGGAGGCUGGUCCAGUAUUGUUUUCUCCUUUAAAGCUCCUACUUUUCUGAUAUUUCUCCACUCCUUUUUUUUCCUAUGUUUAUUCCACUGACUAUUAAUAGUCUGUUUGGUGUCAAACUCUGUCCUUCUUACACUUUGGACCAUACUGGACGUGAUAAAAUGUCAACAGUCUCGCCAUGUGGUUGGAGUGAAUCCAGACCUGAGAGCAAAAGGCUUCCCGUCUGGUCAUUGACUGUGCCCUGUGUUUAGAAACACAAGAAUAUGGGUUUUAAGGCAUUAUUGGAUCAGCAUUGCUGCACAUCUUGUACAGUGUUACCUCUAAACGGCACUCAGGGUCUACAGUGCAUGUUGCUUAAAGUCCGGUCCAGUGCAGGACACUCCUACAGAGGCUUAAGCAGAGUGAUCUGGAGUUUUCCUCCUCCUUUCUCUUCCCUGUCCAUCGUCUGUUUCACUGUGAGGAACAAAUGAAUGUAAAACUAAGAAGGUUCAAUCUCAGUAAAGUCAGGGACUAAACACUCUCGCAGAUGCUUCCAGGAGGAGUUGCACCCUGAAAGAUGGCAGAGUGAGGACAAAGGCCCAUGUGUCUCAUGUGAUGUGGUGUUUGGCCAGUAAGCCUGUACCCAAGGUCCAGUUUGAGGGGAAGUGUUUAGUCCUGAGCUAUAAAGUGAUUUGCUGCUAGAGAUCUUCUAGGAACGGGACAUUCCACACAGGCGUCGCUCAGGCCGUCUGACAUGCAAACAGUUUACUGCUGCAAGGUCUGCAAGAAGAUUAUCUACAGAAACUAUAUAUUUUUUACUUUGAAUGGUCUAUGUGUGAAGAGAUCAGAGAUGCAUCUAGAACUGACGAGUCACACCAGAUUAGCAGCUUUAGUAAAUUGAGUUUCUAAUGUGUGUUUCUGAGAUGCCAUGCUUCAGCAUUCUGAGGCCAUAUUGUGUCCGGUACACAAAGUCACAAAGGACAGGGGGGGGUGACAAAAGCAACUUGACUAUCACAGUGCUAAAAAAAGAGGGCUGUGGAAUCAGGUGGUUUCACAUGUUGAGUCAGUCUGGCAGGUGAAAAACAGGACUGCAUGUUAAGGACACAGAUGCAUGUUCACUUUGGAUGCACGGGAGCCUGUGCUGGGCUGACUUUUAUAACAUAUGCAGACAGAGUUUGUUUGACUGACACAAAGCUAGCAGAGCCUUAUUUUUAAUGAGUCCUGCCAUUAAAAAUGACAGGUUUGAAGGCUCUGGAGGGAUGAUGGGAUGUCAGUUAUUCAGGAGACCAUUACCAGCACUUACUGCACAUUCAAGUGGCCGCAGCCCUUUUGACCAUUUUAUACUUUAACUAUUUUUUAAAUUAUUAUUUCGCUUCUUUUUAUUUAAUUUUUUUCUUGUGCUGUUAUGUGCAUUCAGAGAAAUCCUUGAAGAUAACUGGGCUCACAUGGCCCCUAAAUGAACCCACAGAGCUGGCCUCUAAUGCACUCCAUCUGAGAAAGUUGGCCUUGGUGGCAUGCUUGCAGAACUGUCCAAUCAAGGCUGUUAUACAGAGGGAUGGGUAUGAAACCUCUGUGAUAGCCACUGCUAAUUCCCUUGACAUGGACAGGGUCAUGAGUGUGUGUGUUAUUUUAGUACCAAAGCAGCAGACUGUGUCAAAUCUGCAUCGCCUAAACGCGGGCUCAGAGCCACAGGCAGACACUCAUCACAAGUUUCAUUUCCACUUUGAUCGUUGCUUAGACUCGAUGCCGACUCGAGGGUUUGUGAUGUUGACUCUCAGAAUGUUCUGGAAAAUGAAACUUAACUUAAAUAGCUUAAGAAAUAAGAGGUAGUAAGAUGGUUCUGGGCCUGAAGCCUUCCCUAAAAGACAUUCAGGGCUGGUUCAGUGUUUCUGGUGGAUUAACAUGAAGAGACAGGGUUUCCUCAUAGCAAGGUUGUAUUUCUUUUUAGGUUUGUUUUCUCAUUUAAAUGCUUUGACCACAGACUACUACCAGUACAUGCAGGACUGAAUGAGCUCACAGAGGGCUGGCUGCAUGCAGGAAUGUGACAAAUCUGAUUAGCUUCCUGAUGUGUUUCAGUAACUUGGAGACAAACACUGGAUGUGCAUUGCACUGGUAUAAAAUCAGUCCUGUAACAGAGAUAAGUACAUGUGUUUGAGGCUAGAUGUACUAGCACUGACAGGAAGUUUGGACACUCCGGCUUUUAGUUUUCCAGCCAGCUGAUGAUGAUGAUGAUGAUGAUGUCAGCCUGGGUGCGAUAGUAAUGGUGUUAUCAUUUACUUGCUUCUCUGUAGAUGUAGAGGCGAAACGACAAAAUGGCACUGAUGGCAUUAACCUGGCCAAAUUCUGUCAGUAUCGUUGAUGCAUGGCGAGAUUCACGCAGCGCCUGACUGUAUCAGGGACCUGAUAGAUAUUCAUGCUCAGUGUCGGCCAACUAUCUCCAUUUAGAUCUCAGCUACUGUGGCUGUGAUGUUUCUGGCUGGUAAACAAAGUCGUUCUUGUCAAGUCUGGAGAGCCAAACCUCCUAAUUAGCCAGGCAGGCAGGCCUGCUGCCCAGUCCAGCAAUACAACUAUGCAAGAGGAAUGCAUAUAAUCCACACUCAUCCUCUUUUUCUUUUUUCUUUUCCUCCUAUUUUUAUAUUUGGUUUUUCUCACUGUCAUACAAUAGAAACGAAGAUGUAAACUAAUAAGAACUUGCAAUGACAAUACUUGGCCUUAUGAUGAUUUCUGAAAUCUUAUCAUUUAGUUUUAAGAUCUUUUUGAUUCUGGUCAGCCAGCCCAGCGACAGCAGCGGUGACGGCGGGCUCACUCUUGGUCUCUGUGAGACUGGCUAGAUGGCCCCAGUUUUAUCGUGGUACGAAUGUUGUGCAUUUGUUUAAAAUCAGGACAGUUUGCAAUAACAGCAGUCUUACUAGUGGCCACAAAGGGGGCACAAGCAUUGCUGACCGCGCCCGGCUGCAUCUUUAGAAAAACCAUAGAGGAAGAAAUAUAAACUAUAUAGAUAUCUAAACUCACACAGUGCAUAUUUGUAUAGGUAUCAACAAUGCAUUACCGUGGUAUACUCUUAUGCAACACAUGUCCGGGUUCAAUUUAUGAACAUGAAGUAUACUCUGAAAUCACGCAGACUUUGUAAAUCAGAAGCUCUGUUGUUGUGUUUUAUGCAGAAAUGGUUUUACCAUCGUUAAUGUUGAAUAUUCUGAGCGUAACGUUCCUGUGCGACUGUGUCGGUUAACGUGAGCACAUAGCACCGGGUUAUUACCUCCUUUCUGUAAGCAGGGAACCAGACUGAACCCAGAACACAGCUGGAUAGACUUCACGUACCACAGAGCAUAUUUCAGGAAAAAAAAAACUUCCAAAUCUGUUCUGCACAGAGCUUUAAAAGUGAGUCAAUUCUGUAACUCACCUGAGCUAUAUCAAACAGACCAAGGUGUGAUUAAAAGGAUGGCUUGUGGAUUUUUAAGACCAAGCAAAACAGAGUUUUACCCUAAAUGUCCACAAGAAAAGGCACAAAAGUGAUAUUUGAAAUUGUCCCAGCUGUUUUUUUUUUUGGCUUAGUCUGCAGGGUAAGAGUCCUCUGGAAGUAAGAGGACAGAUUUUAUCAUUGAACAGUGUUGAUCCAUGGCUCUGUGGUGAAGAAAAGGGAGGACGCGUUAUAAACCUCCACGUAAAACCUCUGAAAUGACAGAUGGCAUACAAUUGAGGGGUCAACCUGCCGAAUGUUGAUUUGAAUUAUUGUGGAAUGAAUGCUUCUCUUCUUUUAGUCAGUGAAUAAAAAUAAUAAAAAGUCA